UCGGUGUGCAGCAGCACUCAGUUAUUGGGAGGGGUGCUGUUCGCAGACAGGAGACAGGAUCCAUGGCAACAAUCAUGGCAGAGGCAGAGACUCGUCAGAAGCUGCUGCGCACCGUCAAGAAGGAGGUAAAGCAGAUUAUGGAGGAAGCUGUCACCAGGAAAUUUGUUCAUGAAGACAGCAGUCAUAUUGUCUCUUUUUGUGCUGCAGUGGAGGCAUGUGUUCUACAUGGCCUAAAACGGCGAGCAGCUGGUUUUCUGCGUAGCAACAAGAUAGCAGCACUGUUCAUGAAGGUGGGGAAAAGCUUCCCCCCAGCUGAAGAGCUGUGCAGGAAGGCCCAGGAGCUUGAACAGAUCAUUGAGACAAAGCGAAGUCAAAGUUUGCAAAGUCAGGACAGCCUUCGCAAGAUGCCCCGACUCCCCAGUCUCAACCCACAAGGAGUCAAGAACCUGUGGAUCCGGACCGCUCUGUUUGAGAAAGUACUGGACAAGAUUGUCCUCUUCUUGGUGGAAAACAGCAGUAAAUACUACGAAAAAGAAGCUAUAUUGAUGGACCCUGUAGAUGGACCUAUCCUUGCAUCAUUGUUAGUUGGGCCUUGUGCUUUGGAGUACACAAAAAUGAAGACGGCUGAUCACUUCUGGACAGACCCAUCUGCUGAUGAGUUGGUGCAAAGACAUCGCAUCCAUAGUGGCCACUGCCGGCAGGAUUCUCCCACCAAGAGGCCCGCACUGUGUAUCCAGAAGCGGCACUCCAGCAGCAGCAUGGAUGAACGCCCCUCCCCCUCGCCAUCAGCUCGUGAAUAUGUGGAGUCCCUGCAUCAGAACAACAGGGCCACACUGCUGUUCGGCAAAAACAAUGUGCUGGUACAACCGAGGGAUGACAUGGAGGCAAUCCCAGGUUACCUCUCUCUGCACCAGACUGCUGACAUCAUGACACUGAAAUGGACACCGAAUCAACUCAUGAAUGGCUCAGUUGGAGACUUGGACUAUGAACGCAGUGUAUACUGGGACUAUGCUAUGACAAUCCGUUUAGAGGAGAUAGUUUAUUUGCACUGUCAUCAACAAGAAAUGUCUGUUGUAGUGGACAGUGGUGGGACGGUUGUGCUGGUCAGUCAGGAUGGGAUCCAGCGCCCUCCACUUCGCUUCCCCAGAGGGGGCCAUUUGCUCCAGUUCCUCUCCUGCCUGGAAAAUGGCUUGCUUCCUCAUGGCCAACUGGACCCUCCACUCUGGUCCCAAAGGGGAAAGGGAAAGGUGUUUCCUAAACUGAGGAAAAGAGUAUCUGCAGGAUCUGGAUCCUCAGAUUCGGUCUCAGACAAGGAGGAGGAUGAGGCCACUGACUAUGUCUUCCGCAUCAUCUUCCCAAACAGCCAAUCAGAGUUUGUGACUCUAACACACCCUCCCCAUCUGUAUCCCUCCCCCUCCCUUCAACUGAGUGGGCAGGCUUCCUCCAAAACAGGAAUCCUAGUUGUACCCAAGAGGUCCUUCAGCUGUCAUGAAGAAUCCCCCUCAUUCACAGGAAGCAGCUUGACUCCUCCAGAUUUGAUGGAUCAAGGAGCCACAAUGUGGCACCCCACUCUCAGAAAGUCAUCGUGUUCCUCCUGCUCUCAGGGCAGCUUUUCUGAUGGGUCGACACACAAAGGUUGCAACCAUGAGAGAACUCCUCUGAAGCUGCUGUGCGACAACAUGAAAUAUCAGAUAAUCUCCAGAGCAUUUUAUGGCUGGCUGGCGUACUGCCGUCACCUGUCCACUGUGCGUACUCACCUCUCUGCUCUGGUCAAUCACACCAUCGUGGCGCCCAAUGUGCCCUGUGACGCAAACCAAGGGCUCACAGCUGACGUGUGGCAGACAUUCCUCCAGGACUGCACAGCGUACAAGGAGAAGGAGCUGCUCCGUUUGGUCUACUUCGGUGGUGUGGACCCUUCACUGCGUAAAGAGGUGUGGCCUUUCCUGCUGGGUCAUUACACGUUUGGGAUGUCCGAGGCAGAGAGAAAGGAGGUGGACGAGCAAAUCCGUGUGUGCUACCAGCAGACUAUGAGCGAGUGGCUUGGCUGUGAGGAGAUCGUCCGCCAGCGAGAAAAGGAGCAACACGCUGCAGCCCUGGCAAAGUGCUCUUCUGGGGCGAGUAUCGACAGUCAGAGGAUGAUCCAUCAUGAUUCCACUGUGAGCAAUGAGUCGCAGUCCUCCCCAAGCUCAGAUAGACAGAGCCUUGUUCGCCUACAGAGUGAUUCCAGCAGCAGCACACAGUUCUUCACAUCCUUGCAUCCCUUCCCCUGGAGUAGUCUGCUUCCCUUUGGCUUGUUCUUUCAGGUGUUUGAGUCUGUGGAGGAAGUGGACCAGAUUGAGGUAGAGAUUAAGAACGAAGAGGCCAAACAGGUGCCCAAGAUACCAAAUGGAGCUCUGCAUAAUGAGACAAGCUCUCCUGACUCUGGACAUCCCUCUUCUCGAAACUUCUCCAUCACCUCCGGCUUGUCAGACGGCUCCUUCAGCACGGAGGACAGCUCUGCACCUGAUGCAAACCAGAAACCUGCAGCUGUGCCUCAGGCAUCACAGAGCUCUGUCAAAGCUGCUGAGGCAGAGAGUGAAGCUGUGACAGAGAGAAUAGACAUCCAGGUGACAGGUGAACAGAGGAACAAAGGGGAGGAAGAGGAGGCACUUGAUCAGACUAAAGCUGCAGGAAAUACCAUGACUGUGGUGAUAGAUGACAACACAGACAAAGAAAAGAUAAGCUUGAUGCCUGAAGCACAAGAAAAUAUGGAGUCAGAGACUAUCAAAACACAGGGAACCAAUUCUGAAGAUAAAAAUCUGGAUGCAGAAAUGAAAGUAAUUAAGCCUUCAGAGUCAUUGGAAUCAGGAAAAGACGUGUCUGAAAAGAAAACUAUGAGAGUAACAGCAGCUGCCAUACAAUCCAAAGGAGAACACAUAGAAGAAAGUCUUUUAAACAAAGUCACUGGUAAUACUGAAGAAACUUCCACGCUUGAAGAAACAAAGAUGAAAAAGAUUCAGGAAAUAGAUGAAUCAAAGACAAGUACAGAGGUUUCACAGUCACAAGGGAGAGAAAAAAUAUUCACCAGCCCAGGGGCUCCGGAAGUGGGAAAGAAUCUUUUUCUCUCCACAGACACUGGAGUUUCUGGAGCAGGAGGAGCCUAUUGUGCCUCUAAGAAAGACGAAGCUCAGGUCAUGACUGAGUCUGAUGAGUCUCCCUCAGCCAUAGAGAUGGAGGAAAUCCCCAAAGCCAAAGUUUCCAUGGUGCCUUGGAGCAGGAAGGGACACUGUGAAACCUCGUCCUCCUCUGAGGACUCAGCCCCUCACGUGGAUGUCAGGCAGAAGGAGGGAAAGGUCAGUCCGGAAGGCACUGAGUCCAACCUGUCAGAGCCUGAGAUGGAGAGUCUUUACCCUCCAUUUGAAUCUAUGACCACAUCUAAAAACACAAAAAAAGAAGUGGCCUCUGGAGAAUCGGCUGGAAGCACUUAUUCUCAAGAGCUUUUAGACCUGUAUACACUUAAUCUGCACCGCAUUGAUAAAGAUGUCCAGCGCUGUGACAGAAACUACUGGUACUUCACCCCUGCCAACCUGGAGAAGCUGCGCAACAUUAUGUGCAGCUAUAUCUGGAGGCACCUUGACAUUGGAUAUGUACAGGGAAUGUGUGACCUGCUGGCUCCACUUCUAGUCAUUCUGGAUGACGAGGCCAUGGCUUUCAGCUGCUUCACCGAACUCAUGAAGAGAAUGAAUCAAAACUUUCCACAUGGAGGAGCGAUGGAUACUCACUUUGCAAACAUGCGGUCUCUAAUCCAGAUACUAGAUUCUGAGCUGUUUGAGCUAAUGCACCAGAACGGAGACUACACCCACUUCUACUUCUGCUACCGCUGGUUUCUCCUAGACUUCAAACGAGAGUUGGUGUAUGACGACGUCUUUGCAGUCUGGGAAACCAUCUGGGCAGCCAAGUAUGUCUCCUCGAGUCACUUUGUCCUCUUCAUAGCCCUGGCGCUGGUAGAAAUGUACAGGGACAUCAUCCUGGAGAACAACAUGGACUUCACCGACAUCAUUAAGUUCUUCAACGAAAUGGCCGAGCACCACAACAUCAAGCAAAUUUUGACCCUGGCCAGAGAUCUGGUGUGCAAAGUGCAGAUCCUGAUAGAAAACAAGUGAUUGUGGUGUUUGUCCUCUCUUUCUUCCAAGUAUAGCAUGAACGGCUGUAGCAGCACAAACGUUAAAUGCAUAGGAACAUACAGGCACACACACACACCACAAAAAAACCUUUUUCAAUCAGAGUCUUAUUGACAGUAUCCUCUGUGUCAUUUGUUUUGUCGACAGGUAUGUGAAAAUAUUAAGCUUGAUAUUGUAUGUUUAAGUGAAAGCAGAUGUCACUGAGAAACCCUCAUUUUUAAUAUUCUCAGAAAUCCCACAAGUGUCAGUCUUAAUCCGAGUGCACUUAAUAUUUUGAGAAAAAGAAGUUCUAGUUGCACAUUUCUAGCCAAAACACAAAUCUGAAUUCAACCAGAGACUAUAUUUAUGAGAUAAAUACAUUGUAAUAGUAGUUUGUAUUAAUUAUUUUAAUAGCCAACAAGUUUGAAGAAAAAAUAAAUAUAUCAGAAAGGUUACCCUACGAAAUAAAGAAUGUCUAUGGAUUUUUAAUAUCGUUUGUUUACAGAACUCCAGAAUCAAAUUGAUUUUCAGCGACUGAAUCAGAGCACCGACUGGUAGCCUGAAAAUAUAAUCCACCUCCAGCCAUGUUGAGCACUCAAAGUUCACAUUAACGUAGAAGCAGCUUUUAAUUAAUUUAACAACCUACAGUGUUUUCAGUGGUAUUGAACUGAUAUGUCUGCUCAAUAAUGUGUCUAUUUAUGUAUGAACUGUUGUGUCCUUAAAGAAAAAAUGUGGUUCAGUUAUUAUUACAGUGCAUUAUGUUAAGACUUAUAAAAUCCUAACCUAAUAUUUGACUGAUUAAUGGGUGUCUGGACUGAGGUUUCUAUAUAUAAAAAACAACAUACAUAAUUUGGGCGUCCUUACCAGUUGUUUUGCAAUUUCCAGUGAACCUUUGAAUAUUCUCUAAAUGGUGGAGUUUACUUACUUUGAGUUUUCAUUGUCUUGUAUCAUCUGGUGCCUGCUUGCUGAAUAAGAUUUUAAUUUCAGUUUUUCUGUGAUGGUUAAAUGGUUAGACCAUCUGAGGAGUUGGUAGAUGUUUAGAGUAAUUAAAUGAAGAUUCUUUAGGAUAUCAGUGGUUUAUACUGAGAGAAGGAAAUGAAAGGUACAGUAGGAUCAAUUUUCAACAUGAACUGCAAAUGAUCUGAUGUUAUGAGAUAAACUAUUCUAAUGUUUUGGCAGGUUUGGGUUAGCCUUUAACCCUUGGUCUAAAUUACCUUCAUGCCUGUCAUGCAUAGUGUAAAACUCCAGUCAGCUCCUCAUGUGAUGUUUGAAGAAUGUAGUAAAUUUAAUGGCAUUUAAUUUAAGUGUUUCUUUGUGAAUGAUAGCUGCUGUCAUAAAACCUGUUUUUAAUUCAUUGUAACCUUUAUAUGCCGAAGUAUUUAUUUAUUUAUUCAUUCUCAUUCAAAUGCUGCUUGGUUUGUAAAGCUGAUAUUUUUAUUUUGUGGCCUGUUCUAAAAGUGUAUUGUAAACUAAUCUAAUUCUAUACUAGUACUUCAUAUAUACAUAUUAAAUGGUAUAUGUUCUUAUUAUAAAAAAAAUAAAAAUGGAAUCAUUAUUUUUCCAA
Messenger RNA from Melanotaenia boesemani (Boeseman's rainbowfish), 5703 nucleotides. It is a transcript of the gene sgsm1a, whose product is annotated as small G protein signaling modulator 1a. Gene Ontology annotation, molecular function: GTPase activator activity. The coding region runs from base 63 to 4142 and encodes 1359 amino acids. The record is from RefSeq and is a predicted model, not a curated record. NCBI's taxonomy places the organism in Eukaryota, Metazoa, Chordata, Actinopteri, Atheriniformes, Melanotaeniidae. The transcript is spliced from 26 exons. Gene Ontology annotation, biological process: activation of GTPase activity.